AUGCCCAAGAAAGUCAUGUUCGAUACCCCCAAGGAAUUCUUGGUCAAUGACGAAAAAUUGACCGAGGAACAACUCGAUAAGCAAGUCAAUCCCUACUUGGUGUCGUCAAAAUUGGCCAACCCGUUAGCCAAAAUCGCCCCAUCUCCAAAAGAACUCGCGCAAGAUAUCGGCCAAACCCCAAAACUCGUAAGGGUUGGCCGUCCUUUGCGUCAUGUUAAACACAAGCCUACCAAGGAAAUCACCUUUGUCAACAACCAAAUCUUCCCAAAAGGUGCCAAUUACAGCAAGAUCAAAUUCCCUUUGAAACCAAACACCAUGAUCAUCCACGUCAAAUAUUUCGCCAUCAACCCCAUUGAUAUCAAGAUUUGGAAUUAUUACACCGCCGAUUUAACCGGGGCCAACAAAGGGUUUGGUAGAGAAUUCUCUGGCGAAGUUUACCAAGUCGCCGAUAACAUGGACGGCUCGUUAUCGUACAACCCUAAUGCCAAAGAUUUCAAGCCAGGCGACCACGUUUGUGGAUUAUACUACCAUUUAUUUGCCAAAGGAUGUUCAGCCUCCCACAUUCUUGUCGAUUUGACUAAAGACCCAAUUGCCUUGAUCGAUCAAGUCACUUAUAACAUUUUCAACGACCAAAAACUUGCCGGAUGGUGUUACAAUUUCUUGACCGCGUUCCAAGUGCUCAAUUCCAUCACUGCUGGCGGAUUGAAUUCUGAAUCGACAAUUCUUAUCAAUGGGGCCCUGACCUCCACCGGGUUAAUGACAAUGCAGAUCCUCAAGAACUAUUUCCACGUUUCGAACAUUGUGGGGAUUUGUUCAGGCACCGCGGCCCCAUUGGCGCAAAAAUGUGGGGCUUCAGUGAUUGUCGAUUAUAAAAAAGAAGCCGACGUUAUCAAAUCCCUUGCGGAAUUGCUCAGUAAUGGGAAGAAAACCAUCUUGGACAGAUUUGGUAAUGAAAUUGAAGUGUUGUACCCAGAUAAGAAGUUUGAUUUGGUGAUUGAUUUCCUUGGUGGGGAAAAAAUCUUGAAGGCCAAUAAGCAAUUGAUGAAUGAAAAGACUUCGACUUAUUUGACGAUCGUUGGGCCGAAAAAAGCCGAUUAUAAAAGUAAAAACUUUGUGUGGAAAAACGAUAGUCUUAGUGUGUUGGGUAAUUAUGUUCCUUGGGGUGGUCCAGGAGUGUAUUAUAAGUAUGUGGCGUUCAAUAAUGGUGAUGUCAAAGGGAUGAAUAAGUUAUUGAGAACUGGGGUGGAAAUGAUCAAGCAGGGGCAAAUGGUAGUGGAAAUUAAUAGUGUGUUUGAUUUCAAUCAUAUUAAUAAAGCCAUGGAUAAGGUUAAGACUCAGCAUGCGUUGGGGAAAGUUCUUAUUGAAUGUGAGGAUUUUUAG
Saccharomycopsis crataegensis is the source of this 1380-nucleotide messenger RNA. Its product is annotated as Ast1 protein. Gene Ontology annotation, cellular component: mitochondrion. Bases 1 to 1380 code for a protein of 459 amino acids. The transcript has a single exon. Gene Ontology annotation, molecular function: oxidoreductase activity. NCBI's taxonomy places the organism in Eukaryota, Fungi, Ascomycota, Saccharomycetes, Ascoideales, Saccharomycopsidaceae. The record is from RefSeq and is a predicted model, not a curated record.